AAAUCAAUGUUUUAACAAGACAUAUGAAUAUGAGGGACAUGUUUAAAUUAAUGUUAUUAUCUGUAUUGAUAAAUUAUAGUGAAGCCGUACCAGGGAACAAGAUUGAGUGCGGAUAUAAGCAAUGUCCUCCAACUAGAGACGGCGCUUUGAAUGUCCAUCUCAUCCCUCAUUCUCAUAUGGAUGCUGGAUGGGUGAAGACAUUUGAUGAAUACUAUCAUGGCACCAAGACAAGCGUCAGCUCCGCCAACGUCCAACUCAUCUACCAUUCUGUUUUAUCCGAACUUCUGCACGACAAGAGAAGAAAGUUCACUUUCUCUGAGACAGCGUAUUUUUGGCGAUGGUGGAAGGAACAGCGAGCGGCAACACGAGCUACAUUCAGGUCUUUGGUCGCGGAAGGUCGUAUCCAGUUCGCCGGAGGCGGCUGGGUACAGCCUGAUGAAGCUACCACUGAUUACCUCCAACUGCUGGAUCUGUAUACCUGGGGCUUGAGAAAACUGAAUGACACUUUGGGCCCUUGUGGCAAACCCAAAGCUGGUUGGCAGAUAGAUACUUAUGGACAUACAAGGGAACAUACCUCUUUAUUAGCACAAAUGGGCUUCGAUGGACUAUUCAUAGGAAGAGUGGACCACAAAGAGAGAGAAUCGAUGAUGGAUGAGGGUAGAAUGGAGUUUAUGUGGCGAGGAAGUGAUGUUUUGGGUAAAAUGUCUGAUAUCAUGACUCACACGAUGUUUAACCUGUACAACGCUCCCGAAGGCUUCUGUUUCGACUUCCUAUGCAAUGACGAACCAGUGGUAGACGAUCCUGAUAGCAGGGUGUUCAAUGCUGAUAAAUUAGUUAAUAAUUUUAUCAGUCAAAUAGAAAGACAAGCCAAGUACUAUGACCACGACACUAUCCUGGUGACACUGGGCGGGGACUUCACUUAUCAAAGCGCAGCCAACUGGUUCAUGAAUAUUGACAAACUAAUUAACUACGUCUCAUCUCACCCAGCUAAUAUAUCAGAUGUCAAUAUAUUUUAUUCCACACCGGCCUGCUACCUCAAAGCCAUUUAUUUGUAUGGACGAAGAGAUAAAGCUGUUCACACAGAAAAAGGAGACCAUCUUCCAUACGGCAGUGAUAUAAAUACGUAUUGGACAGGCUUCUACACAUCAAGACCAUCUUUGAAAUAUUUGGCGAGAAGGGCUCACGUAUUUCUUCAGAUCGUGAAGCAGCUGACGGUUAUUUCUCGUAUGGGAGAUUUUUACGAAUUGCAUUUACUGCGACACGCAACAGCGUUGGUGCUUCAUCAUGAUGCUAUUACUGGGACAAGUCAACAACGAGUAUCUGAUGAUUUUAUUAGAAUUAUAUCCGAAGCCAUCGACGCCUGUUCCAAAAAAGUUUCCCAGUUUCUAAGUAUUCUGACGCCCACGUGGGGAGCGAGUCGUCGGUCGAAGAACUACCAACAGUUUGUCAUGUGCCAUCAACUUAAUAUGAGCCAAUGUAAAUUCUCCGAGACUCAAGAAUCAAUUUUGCUGGUAGUGUACAACCCCCUCAGCGUUAAAACAUACUCUCACGUACGACUGCCAGCCGUAGCACUACACUACUCUAUAAGAGAUUUUAACGAUGAUGAAGUGGAGUACCAACUGGUUCCACUUCCUGCUGCGAUCAUUAACCUGCCAGGGCGCAGUUCCACCGCCAUCCAGGAGCUGGUCUUUGAGGCUGAAAACGUCCCACCACUGGGAUUUACCUCCUACCACAUAUCACCAAUACGAGAUCAACUGGCUGAGAACCAGUUCUUGAAGAAAUCACAAGACGUCCAACAAGACCUUAUUAACUUUAUUUCUAAUGAAUAUAUUAAAAUAACUGUCGACAAAACCACCGGUCUGCUAGAAUCUUUCCAGCACGUCGACGGGAUAAAAAUAAGUCUGUCCCAAAAUUUCUACUUCUACAGCCAGACUCAGCAGGUUUUACAAUCUGGGGCGUAUAGCUUUAGACCGGAGAAAGAAAAACCUACUCCUGUGACUGACAAAGUGACCUUUCACACUAUACGAGGCCCUUUAGUGAAGGAAAUACGACAGCGUUUCAAUGAUUGGAUCACCCAAGUAGUCCGACUCCAUCGCGGAGAGGAGUUCGUGGAGAUAGAGUGGAUCGUGGGACCCGUGCCCAUUGGAACUGAUCUUGGCAAGGAAGUUGUCACAAUAUAUCAAACCAACAUCAGCAAUAACGACGUCUUCUACACCGACUCCAACUCGAGACAAAUGAUCAAAAGGUCGUGUUGGAAUGAAUCUUCGAUAACACAACAAAGGAAACCAGUGUCUUCCUGCUACGCUCCGGUUAGCUCACGCAUCUGCAUCGAGGGUAACAGCAGCGACGGGAUGUGCGUGCUGACGGACAGAACGAUGGGUGGUGUGGGACGCGAGGGUGGCAUUGAGAUCAUGGUCCAUCGAAGAUUAUUAACAGACGACGGCUUUGGUUUAGACGAGUCUCUGAAUGAGGAAGCUUACGGAGUCGGACUGGUGGUGAGAGGAAAACACAGGUUGUACGUGGGAAACUACCACCAAGAAGUCGACGACCAAACUUUUUUCGAAAGAACAGCCCAAUUGGCGAGGAAGUGGAUGUUUGAGCCGUGGCCGUUCAUGACUUCUGCUGAGAAGAUCAACAGGCGGAAAUGGCAAAACAUUAGAAACAAAAGGUUUUCCGCCCUUCGUCUGCACGGCUUACCGCGUCAUAUACACGUGCUUACUUUAGAGCCUUGGAAGGGAGGCUCGGUACUGUUGCGGCUGGAAAACACUUUAGAAUCUUAUCACGCAAUCCACAACCUAGGAAAAGACUUGCCGCAUGACGUAAGAAACGCCCACAUAACAGUCGAACUCCGCAAGAUAUUCCUCCACGCUGCGAUUAAAUCAGUACGAGAGACAACGCUGGCAGCCAAUCAAUGGCUGGAAGAUGCCCGCCAAAUGGAUUGGAGCACAAGAUACGUGUACGCUGGUGGUGAUGACGGUCUACUACCAGAAGAUAACCCAGACUACAUCGAUGAUUUGAAAUUCAAUAAGGAAUCCGACAAUAAAGACAAUGAACACGUUAUGGAGGAGAGAUAUCCCAGAAGAAAAGAAGCAAAGCAAAGAAGCUCUGAAAAAGAUGAUUCUAAACUAUCAAAUAAAUACAGUUACAGUAGGACAAAACGAUCUUCCAAUAACAAUGAUACACUUCAAACCAAUUACACAAACGACCAGACAAUAAAUAUCACAGAUAACCGGCCACUGUUGGGUUUCGAAAGCAGGACUUUUGUACCAAAAAACAUUAGUGAAACAGGUUUCGAUGUCGUUAAAACCGAAGCAGUUACAAAAAAAUAUAAAAAAUCGAAAUACAGGACCCUAAAAGCUCGACCACUGAAGUUUUUUAGAGAUCUAAGUAACGAGAGCGAUGAAAUUGAUGAGGAUAUCCCUGUUGACCUGAAAAAACGAUCAUCCAAAAGAAAAAAUGCAACCAAAAAGUUCACAUCGUAUUCAUUGGCUGAUUUAUGCACAGAAGACACAGACGACGGUAUAACAAAAUCAAUAUAUGAAAUGUACUAUAAAGUCAAACCGCGAAAAGGUUCCUUCAAACCCUACAUCAGAAGCUCGGAGGUGACGGAAGAUAGAAGGGUUAAGAGAAUCGAUGACUAUUCAAGUGAGGAAGUCGCCAAUACAAGAAGUAAGGGGCGGAAAGGGGGGAGACUCCGAAAUUCUGACAAACCGGACAAAAGACGUGACCAUGGAAAUAUGUAUUCUCAUAGAGAAUCCAAACCAAAAACUUCGGAAAGAAGAAGGAGAGGCAGACGGGAGUAUCUCGACUACUCCCAGGAGGAAGAAGUGAACUCACCAGCUUACGAAGAUUACAAUGAAGAGGAGACAUAUACGAGAAACAAAAGAGCGACCCAAAAUGACGAACAAACCUACCAAAGCGCUGAGGAGCCAGAUCAAGACUAUGUCAUCACUCUAAAGCCGACUCAAAUAAGAACAUUCGUUAUUUGGUUCGAGGAAAAGAAACCAUACAGUCUAUAAGAAAUUAAUUAAUACGCAUACAUUUAUUUAUUUUUAAAGCAUAUACGUAUAUUUUGUACCUGUAGAAAAAUAAGCUUAACGAUUCUUACAAGUCUUACGAGAAUUCAAGAACUUUAGAGAUCUGUAUGGUUAAGGAUAUAUCUCUAUGGGAUUAUUAUGAAGUAAUUUUAUUGUGAUUGAAUUUAAUAUUAGCAGAAAGAAAAAAUAUAAAGCCUUUAAAAAACUAUUUCACCAACACUAAUUAUUUUACAAAAACUAAUUUAAUUCCACUAAACUGUAAUUUUGUUUUUAGUAGGGUUGCCAUUUAAAGACUUAAAGCUCAAAAAAUCUUUGCGCUUUUUUUUCGAACAUCGAGUCCGAGGAAAAGAGUGGCAACCCCACAAACCUCAGCUUCAGCUUGUACUGACCUAAAAAAAAUUGAUUUAAGGCGUAGUGCUUAAAAUAUUCCAACAAAUUAGUUAACCUUGUGAAUUCUUUGAAACAAAGUAUAGAAUAAACAACAAAAAACCAUAAUUAAUUCCGAGAUUAUGCGAGAGAGUAAUGAUUUUUAUUUUUAGUUAGAAAAACCAGUCAUAAACAAGCCGUGACAUUGACACAAUUGUGGCAGACAAUUGAACUGCAGUGUUGGAAAUUAUAAAAUUUUUAAUUAGAUAAUAACAAAAUUAGAAUAGGAAGGAAUAUAGACAUCAUUGUAUACAAAAAUAUACUUUAAUAAAUACGAACUAAUCAAACCUUUAAUUAUGGUUACUUUUCAAGUGGCAAUUAAGAUAAUAA
Molecule: messenger RNA, 4793 nt
Organism: Danaus plexippus (monarch butterfly)
Lineage: Eukaryota; Metazoa; Arthropoda; Insecta; Lepidoptera; Nymphalidae
Product: lysosomal alpha-mannosidase-like
Exons: 29
Coding region: 24-4019 (1331 amino acids)
Biological process (GO): mannose metabolic process
Cellular component (GO): lysosome
Molecular function (GO): carbohydrate binding; alpha-mannosidase activity
Source: RefSeq, a predicted model, not a curated record